Molecule: messenger RNA, 1611 nt
Organism: Botrytis deweyae
Lineage: Eukaryota; Fungi; Ascomycota; Leotiomycetes; Helotiales; Sclerotiniaceae
Exons: 3
Coding region: 1-1611 (536 amino acids)
Biological process (GO): replication fork processing; resolution of meiotic recombination intermediates
Cellular component (GO): Fanconi anaemia nuclear complex; FANCM-MHF complex
Molecular function (GO): chromatin binding; protein heterodimerization activity
Source: RefSeq, a predicted model, not a curated record
AUGAGUGGAAGACCAGAAACUCCUUUGCGCCGCACUUCUACUGCUGGACUAUCUCCAACAGACGCAAGCUAUUCGAGAACGCCCAGUCGUGGCUCAAGGUUAGGUGGCUCAGAAUUCAGGACCAAGACUCUGACACCCCAUGGGAGAGCAGCUUUGCGAGAAGUUGAGGCUCGACGAGCAGGAUUGACUCCAGGGAAGGAUAGAAGACGAAGUGGUAGACAGCAAAGGGAAACACCUCGAGAUGUAUUGCGAUUAUUGAGCAGGACUUUAGCUCCUCAAACCCGUCCGACAAUUCCAUCUCCUCAAAGAGCACCCAGCAACUCCAGAAGACAGACUUUACUUUUGGAUGACGACUUUGACGACGGUCCGAACCUUGUGCCCCCACGACUUUCCAUCCCCCUAGAUGACGACAAUGACGAAGAUGAUAAUGAGGAUGACGAAAGUCUUUUGCUUCCUAGUUUGGCGGCUUUAGAGGACGAAAAUCUGACCACGCGAUCUAUCGAGCUUUCAAGGAGAGCUGUCACUGAGAGACCGAGCAGGCUGUUCUCGAGGGGUAGUUUCGGGAGCAUCCGUGGAAGCGAUCAGUUCGGAAACUUGGACGAAGCAGACUUUGGACGAGAUGAAAUGGAAACAAGCUUCUUCAAUGCAAAUGAUUUUGAGAAUGAUGAUUUUCGAGAGAUGGCUAACUCUCCAUUUUUCGGAAGUGAUCGCGCAGGAUUACAGGGAGAAUUGGAAACCGCGUUGCAUCGCCGGUCUCUUCUACCAGGGCGAAGUAGUGAUAUCAGACCAUACAAUUCACCGUCCGAGGAAAGGGAUGCGACUUUUGUGUUCACAGUUCCGCAGCCCGAAAUACCAGCGCAAUUUGAACCUUCGCCAUCACCAGAAGAUACUUCAACUGCGAUGCCUAUUAUGGACGAAAUUUCUUCCCCUCCUGCCAAUUUUCAAGGAGAUGAUUUUGAAAUGGAUGAUGAAGCCAUGAAUGGUGAGAGUGACACUCGAAGACUGUCGGAUCUUGUAACGGACGAUGAAGCCAUGAAUGGUGAGAGUGACACUCGAAGACUGUCGGAUCUUAUAAUGGACGAUGAAGCCAUAGACGGUGAAGAUGGCACUCGAAGACUGUCGAUAGGAGCGUUCGAGGACUCCCGUCUUAGUGAUGACGAACCCCUUACAGUAUCCGUUCAAAAGGCGAUAUCAGAAAAUUCUAAGAGGACAUUCCAGAAGAAGGUUAACAAGGUUUCAAAACAUGGGUUGAAAUACAAAUCAUUACCUCUAGGUGUAGUGAAGAAACAUGCAAUCAGCCUGGCAAGGAUUGGAGCCGGCAAAGGAGACAAGCUGAGUGGGGAUGCUCUUGAUGCGAUCAUGCAAGCAACCGACUGGUUCUUCGAACAGAUUAGUGACGAUUUAAGCACAUACUCUGAACAUGCCGGACGCAAAACAAUUGAUGAGAGUGAUGUUUUAAUGUUGAUGAGAAGACAACGCCAAACCAAUGCUACAACAACGCCAUUUUCACUUGCACAAAGUCGCUUGCCUAGAGAGCUCUUACAAGACGUAAGAAUGGUUCCCCCCUUGAUUUCGAAAGACCGGCCCCGACCAAAACCACCCAGAAAAUGA